AUGGGUGACUGGAACUUUCUGGGGAAACUGUUAGAGAAAGCACAAGAGCACUCCACAGUUAUUGGCAAAGUUUGGCUGACGGUACUGUUUAUCUUCAGGAUCUUGGUCCUGGGGGCUGCUGCUGAGGAUGUCUGGGGAGAUGAGCAAUCAGACUUUACAUGCAACACCCAGCAACCUGGUUGUGAAAAUGUCUGCUAUGAUGAAGCCUUUCCCAUCUCCCAUAUCCGCUUCUGGGUGCUACAGAUAAUAUUUGUGUCCACCCCAACCCUCAUCUAUCUAGGCCAUGUGCUCCACAUUGUACGCAUGGAAGAAAAAAAGAGAGAGAAGGAAGAAGAGAUGAAAACAGGAAACAGCAGGGAUGCUGUCGACAUGCAAGGAUCAAAAGGAGCUAGCAGUGCUGAUAACAUCAGUAACAGCAAGGAGCCACCUCCACAGAAAGAUGAGAAAUUACCACUUCGCAAUGAGCAUGGCAGGAUUCGCAUGGCGGGUGCUCUACUACGCACCUACGUCUUCAACAUUAUUUUCAAAACUCUUUUUGAAGUAGCCUUUAUUUUGGGUCAGUAUUUCCUUUAUGGCUUUGCACUGAAACCACUAUACCGUUGUGGUCGCUGGCCCUGCCCAAAUACAGUGGACUGCUUUAUUUCACGACCAACAGAGAAAACUAUCUUUAUCAUCUUCAUGCUGGCCGUGGCCUGUCUCUCAUUGCUGCUCAACAUGCUUGAGAUGUAUCACUUGGGGUGGAAGAAAUUCAAACAGGGUGUGACUAGCAGCCAAAACCAUGCAGCACCUACCUUCACGACCACUGUACCAGCUUUAGAAGUGGAGGAAUCCAAGCCUGUCUCCCUGUCAGCCUUGCCCCCAACUACAGCACCUCCUAUGGCUUCCAUUAUCAUGCCUGAAACUCGUACCAUCACACCUCUGGUUUUUCAGCAAACUGGGUUGCCACAUUAUGCGGAAGUUGCCUCUGAACCACAACCAGGCUCUGUUACGACCUCUCUGGCUGGCUAUCCUGACAGGCCUUCAGCUAGUGAGGAGAGGCAGAAAGCCACCAGGCACACUGCAGUUUCUACUCCAAUAGCAACAACAUCUUCUAUCCCUUCACCUUUGCCCGUUGCCAGCUCCUACUUCAACAGCCAUACUUUGGCUCAUGAGCAGAACUGGGCUAAUCUAGCCGUUGAACAGCAGAGGAAAAUCCCUGCCUCCAGCUCAGCUGCCUCCUCCACCCCAAGCAGUUUCCGACAAUUGCAUCCAGAACAAGAGGAGCCCAGCGAGCACCCCCCACGUCCACCAUCUUCGUCACCUGUAGCUGCUGCCAAUAGCAGCAGCAUCAGUACCAGCCUGAGCGAGGGAAGUGGUAGCAAGUGGGAUGGAGAAGGUGAAGAGGAUGAACGGCCCAUGUCAGCUACCUGCACCCUGGUGGAGAUGCAUGAACCCCCACUGCUCAUAGACACACGUCGCUUGAGCAGGGCUAGUAAGUCAAGCAGCAGUAGAGCCAGAUCUGAUGACUUGACCGUGUAG
Molecule: messenger RNA, 1518 nt
Organism: Varanus komodoensis (Komodo dragon)
Lineage: Eukaryota; Metazoa; Chordata; Lepidosauria; Squamata; Varanidae
Gene: GJA3
Product: gap junction protein alpha 3
Exons: 1
Coding region: 1-1518 (505 amino acids)
Biological process (GO): cell communication
Cellular component (GO): connexin complex
Source: RefSeq, a predicted model, not a curated record